This is a messenger RNA of Hibiscus syriacus, 518 nucleotides long. RefSeq names its product transcription factor GLABRA 3-like. NCBI's taxonomy places the organism in Eukaryota, Viridiplantae, Streptophyta, Magnoliopsida, Malvales, Malvaceae. The record is from RefSeq and is a predicted model, not a curated record. The transcript has 2 exons. The coding region runs from base 17 to 472 and encodes 151 amino acids.
AUACCUACGAGACCUCAUGCGACGGAUUGGAGAAUUGGAAUCUUGCAGAGAGUUAACAGAGUCGAAGACAAGAACAAAAAGAACUAUUCGGGAUCAUGUCGAGCAAACAUCUGAUAACUACGGCAAUAACAAAAUCACCAAUGGAAAGAAAUCAUCCUACUUAAAUAAAAGGGAAGCCUGUGAGGACAUCGACUGUGUUGCAUCUAAAGAUGGCUCAACUGAUAAUCUAACCGUCAGCAUGAACAACAAGGAUUUGACAAUCGAGUUCAGAUGUCGAUGGCUGGAUGGAAUUUUGUUCGAGAUAAUGGAUGCACUAAGCAUUCUCGAUUUGGAUUGCCACUCGGUUCAGUCAUCUACCAUGGAUGGGAUUCUCCCCAUGACUAUAAACUCCAAGUACAAAGGAUCAAGUGUUGCAAAACCAAGAACAGUGAAGCAAGCGUUACAAAGAGUUCGUUCUUUAACCUUUGUGUAACAUUCUAGUCGUAGCAGACGAUAAGGUUUCCGGAUCAUGUCGGUUC